Molecule: messenger RNA, 3173 nt
Organism: Cornus florida
Lineage: Eukaryota; Viridiplantae; Streptophyta; Magnoliopsida; Cornales; Cornaceae
Exons: 11
Coding region: 1910-2863 (317 amino acids)
Molecular function (GO): protein binding
Source: RefSeq, a predicted model, not a curated record
CAUUUAACCCCCUUGAACAAACAGUAGAGUGCCGAAAAAGCCAAAAGACAACAUUACCCUCAAUUAACCAACCUCUCUUUAUUUUCCGCUCUAAGGCGUACGAGCCCAUCCUCUUCCUGGGUCGCCACCGCUUCGCCGGCGUCGACAUGAGGACCAGAGUCAAAGGCGGUGGUCACACCUCCUAGUCCUUAUAAGCAACAAAGCCAAACAUGGCUUUAACCAAAUUUCCCCAAAUUAAUUUGUGUUUAGACACACCAACUGAGAUGCUCCAUACCCAAUCACCUCUGCAAUUAAACCCAUCACCUCUGCGAUUAAAUUCAAUACCCACACCCCAGUUGCAAGACCAACUAUUACAGAGUCUACAGUGAAACUAGCAGACUCGCUGUGCAAAGCCCGAUCAUCGCCGAUUCGAUCCAGACCCACUCCAUCGCCGGUUCAGACUUGCUCCUUAUUCGUCGAAAAGUUCUUUCUCACAGCCCAUCCAUUUGCAAUGGAUUAGCGACUUCUACAGUCGCAGUAAGACAUCCCAGCCGCUGUGCAAAGCCUACCGUCAUCACCCCAACUCUGCCGCCGAUCAGGAUCAGUCUUCGCCCAUCUCCUCUUCACUGCCUGCUUUGUUAUCGCCGGAAUCACGAUUUGGAGCAACCAAAGAGAGAAAAAUUGACUCACAGAAGAAAAGCAAAGCUGCCUCGUUCAAGAGAAUAGGAUGAUUUGGCUUUACAAGUCGUUGUCCGUCGCUUCUCUCAUCACAGUCGAAAACGGGUUAAGUGAACGGCGAUUGGGUUAUGCGUUUGGGCCAUCGAUUGGCGAUUGACGACGUCGGCGAUUGGGUUGUGCGAUUGGUGACGACGAUGAUGGGUGAUGACGGCGGCGCGUGGAGGAUGGGCUUGGUUUUGCAGAGAGCAUAUGAUUAAUUAAUUAAUUAAUUUUUUCCAAUUGGGUUGGCUUUGUAAUGGGGAUAAGUGGUGAUUGUGGAGGUUUUGGGUGGAGAAGCGGUGAUGGUUUUGGUUGAAGGGGGUGGUAGUUAUGGGUUUGAGGUUUUACUUGGUCAUCGAUUUAGAAUGGGGUGAUGGGUGGUGGUGGUGGUUAUGGGUUUGUAGAAGUGGGUGGUGGUGCUGUUGGGGCGACGACUACGGGUUGAAGUCGGAGGAGGUGAUGUAGUAGACGGUGGAAGGGCAUUAUUGUCCCAAAAAUUUAAUUUGUCUGUAGCGUGAUUCUCACGCGCUCAUUUUUGGAAGCCCGGUGGCUGGAUAGAGUGAUCUAUAACAAAUAUAUAUAGUUCGGGGAGUUUUUAUGUGAUUUUGAUAAUUUAGGGGCUUAAUUGUAAAUUUUUCAAUAAUUUAAGAGGAUUUUUUGCACUUUUCCCAAUAAAAAGAUAGAUCAAAUUUGAAUUCAGCAAUUAGAGUUGAAUAUUUGGGUUAGGCCUCGAGUUGUGAGUCGGAAGUUUUGUGAAGUUUAUUGCAGUUGGACCAAUAUUAAUGGGGUGCGUAGUUUUUUUUAUUAUUUAUUUAUUUUUUUAAAUUUAAAAAGAAAAAUCCCGCUUGCUCAGCACGCGCCUAUCCGUUGCUCCCUGAUGACCGAAAUUCCUUUCGUAGCCAAAAUGUAUAAAUUCUAGUAUAGAAGAAUUAGUAAUGUUUCUCAGGAAUUAGAGGGAGUGUGUGUAGACCAACCCAGAAGGUUGCUUCUAGGGAUUUUUGCUCGACUCGGUAAAGAAUCAGCAUCUGGUAAUCUUUAAUGGCGGUUUUCUCUUUGAGGUUCUUGGCCUCUACUAGGGCUCUACCCAAGUCCGCGGACAAGCAUCAACAAUAUUUAUUCCUCAAUUUUCAUUCCAAUUUUUUCCCAAUUCAACCAGAGACGCCAUUUGACAACUCUCCACUUUUCAUCGCCAGCCUUCUGUGUCCAUAUCCAAAUGGCUGUUCCACAAGUAAACAAGAAAUUUCUAAGUGAACUUGAAGCAAUGGGAUUUCCACCGGCUUGGGCAACGAGGGCACUCCAUCAUUCUGGUAAUUCUAAUAUUGAGGCUGCUGUGAAUUGGAUUGUUGAUCAUGAGAAUGACCCCGAUAUCAAUCAGAUGCCCUUGUACAUCCAGGUUCCAGUGAACAUUGAGAUUGAAGCUUCUGAACCUUCUUAUAUCACUGAACAAGUGAAGAUAAAAGCACAAGAACUAAGGGAUCGAGCACGCAGGGAAAAAGAAGAGGAAAAAGAGAAAGUGGAAAGAGAAAAGGAGAAGGAGAGGAUUCGAGGAGGUAAGGAACUUCUUGAGGAAAAGAGAAUGGCAGAAGAAAGUGAAAGAAAACGAUUUCUAGCCCUGCGAAAAGUAGAGAAAGAAGAACAGAAAAGAGCAAGGGAUAAAAUUCGUCAGAAACUGCAGCAAGAUAAGGCUGAAAGAAGGGGGAGACUUGGGUUGCCUCCAGAAGGUCCUGCAUCUUUAAAAUCUACCACACCUAUAAUGCAGGAAGAAAAGAACUCGGUGCCAGUUUGGUCUGCUACGUUGCCUUCUAUUGCUACAAAAGCAGAGCUUAUGAGAGACUGUUUAAGAUCUCUCAAGCGCAACCACAUGGAUGACGAUGCAAAAGUGAAGAGGGCAUUCCUAACUCUUUUGAUAUAUGUCAGAAAUGUUGCAAAUAAUCCUAAUGAGGAAAAAUAUAGGAAGAUCCGACUAUCUAAUCCAGCCUUCAGGGAUAGAGUUGGGAAAUUGAAAGAAGGUAUUGAGUUUCUUGAGCAUUGUGGGUUCGAGAGAGAUGAAGGAGGUGAGUUUUUAUUUUUUCCUAGGGACAAGGUUGACAUGGAAGUACUAAGAUCAGCUGGGAAUUUGUUAAACUCUGCAAUAACGAAUCCCUUUUUUGGACUUCUAUCAAAAUGAAAGAAGAUUAAGGUUCUUCCAGGGUGAUUGACUUCUUCAAAUUAUGAUAAAACGUGGCUAUAGCGAAAAUGUAACUUGAGAGUUUGUAUCCAUUCGAGAACAUAAUGUUCUCGAGUCUUAUGUUGGGGUCUAUCCUGUUUAUGAGGGUUUGUAAAUUAUACAAUAGUUUGGAAAUGAUUGUAGAAUAUGUUGUUCCAGCUUAUUCAUCUCUCAAUAAGAUCCAACAUCACUUAUCUGGAACAUUAGUAUUGUCUGAGCUUUUGUUCGGAGUCUGGAUUGUGAUAUCAAAGUACUUUGUUAUUUGUGUUAA